GGCGCUGGGGCCGGAGGGGAGGGCGGAGGCUCCUGACUCUACCCCCUGACCCUGCAGGCCCGACUGCCCCUACGGGAUCAGACCCUUGGUCCCCCUCUCCCCCCAUGCCCCACCGUCCUCACGAUGCCGAACGGUCCGCCUUGGCAGCUGCUUCUACCGCUACUCUGGUCGUGGGGGCCGCUGCUCCGGAGGGCGGAGACAGGCUCUGUGGGGCAGACGGCGGGGGAGCUGUACCAGCGCUGGGAACGGUACCGUAGAGAGUGCCAGGAGACGCUGGAGGCCGUGGACCCCCCAGCAGGCCUCGCCUGUAACGGGUCCUUCGAUAUGUACGUCUGCUGGGACUACGCUGCACCCAACGCCACCGCCCGUGCGUCCUGCCCCUGGUACCUACCCUGGCACAGCCACGUGGCUACAGGCUUUGUCCUCCGCCAUUGUGGCAGUGAUGGCCAAUGGGGACCUUGGAGGGACCAUUCUCAGUGUGAGGACCCGGAGAAGAAUGGAGCCUUUCAGGAUCAACGGCUGAUUUUGGAGCGGCUGCAGGUCAUGUACACCGUGGGCUACUCCGUGUCCCUGGCCACACUGCUGCUGGCCCUGCUCAUCUUGAGUUUCUUCAGGCGGUUGCGCUGCACUCGAAACUACAUCCACAUCAACCUGUUCACGUCUUUCAUGCUGCGGGCGGCGGCCAUCCUCACUCGAGACCGUUUGCUACCUCCUCCUGGCCCCUACCCUGGGGACCAAGCCCCUGUCCUGUGGAAACCGGCCCUAGCUGCCUGCCGCACGGCCCAGAUCGUGACCCAGUACUGCGUGGGCGCCAACUACACGUGGCUGCUGGUGGAGGGGGUCUACCUACACAGUCUCCUGGUGCUUGUGGGAGGUUCCGAGGGGGGCCACUUCCGCUGCUACGUGUUCCUCGGCUGGGGGGCCCCCGCGCUUUUCGUCAUUCCCUGGGUGAUCGUCAGGUACCUGUACGAGAACACGCAGUGCUGGGAGCGGAACGAAGUCAAGGCCAUUUGGUGGAUCAUACGCACGCCUAUCCUCGUGACUAUCUCAAUUAAUUUUCUCAUCUUUAUUCGCAUCCUUGGCAUCCUCGUGUCCAAACUGAGGACGCGACAGAUGCGCUGCCCGGACUACCGGCUGAGGCUGGCUCGCUCCACGCUGACGCUGGUGCCCCUGCUGGGCGUCCACGAGGUGGUGUUUGCUCCCGUGACAGAGGAACAGGCCCGGGGUGCCCUGCGCUUCGCCAAGCUCGGCUUUGAGAUCUUCCUCAGCUCGUUCCAGGGCUUCCUCGUCGGCGUGGUCUACUGCUUUAUCAACAAGGAGGUGCAGGCGGAGAUCCGCCGCUGCUGGCAUCGCUGUCGCCUGCGCCACAGCCUCGGUGAGGAGCGGCGCCAGCCACCGGAGCGCGCCUCCAGGACCCCGCCGACGGGCUCAGGCCCCCGCCCGGUCGCCACUGACCGCACCCCGUCCUUGGGGACCCUCCCAGGGCCUGGGAAUGAGGCCAGCCGGGGCUUGGAAAGUCACUGCUAGGCAGCGGUCCAUUCGAGUUAGCACGUAUUUAUUGAGCGCCUGCUGUGUACCAGGUCCAGUGUGGAGGGCACUGGGGAAAUUGGGGUGGGGGUGGGAGGGGGGAAACAGA
This is a messenger RNA of Lynx canadensis (Canada lynx), 1636 nucleotides long. It is a transcript of the gene GIPR, whose product is annotated as gastric inhibitory polypeptide receptor. The record is from RefSeq and is a predicted model, not a curated record. Gene Ontology annotation, biological process: cell surface receptor signaling pathway; adenylate cyclase-modulating G protein-coupled receptor signaling pathway. Gene Ontology annotation, molecular function: peptide hormone binding; G protein-coupled peptide receptor activity; gastric inhibitory peptide receptor activity. Lineage: Eukaryota; Metazoa; Chordata; Mammalia; Carnivora; Felidae. Bases 124 to 1527 code for a protein of 467 amino acids. The transcript is spliced from 13 exons. Gene Ontology annotation, cellular component: plasma membrane.